AUGAAAGCGUUCAUCCCGCAGUUUGACAGACAUCGCCUUGCCCCCUCGCACGGACCCAGCCAAAUGGGUCUUCAGGAGGACUUGAGAUCCUACCAGGCGGGAGACCAUCUGCACAACCUCCCCGAGAUCUAUUGUGAUUUAUGCCGCCAUUUUAAAGACUAUUACGGAUGCACCGUUCAUUACUGCAGAAAAUAUCGCUACCACUUGGACUAUGCAGCGAGAUGCCGGGCGGCGACGAGAGUUGCUGAGGAACGAAGACGAGAAGAAGAGAGGAGGCAAGCGGAGCAAGCGGAGCGGAGAUGGCUGAUAGCAAUGGAGGAGAGAAGGCGGGCUGAAGAAAGGAGACUCGCUGAGGAACGGAGACUCGCCGAGGAGCAGAGGCUCAUUGCGGAACGAAAAGCUGCAGAGGAAAAGCGACUUGCCGAAGAGAAGAGAGUUGCAGAGGAAAAAAGAAUCGCUGAAGAAAAGAGAUUGGCCGAGGAGAAGAAACAAGCCAAACAAAAACGACAACAAGAGGCACGACUGGCGGAGGAGAAAAGGCAGGCUGAAAUCAGUGAGGCUCAAGAAAAUGAACGAAGAACACAACAACAACAACAAGAAGAAGAGGACCAAAUCGACCUACCAUUCCGUUUCGGUGUGGGCAAUGGCGACGACAUUACGGAAAUGCUCGACAAGCCUGACGGGUGGUGUCCGGACCGGAUCGUCUUUUCCAGGCAAGAUUCGCUGCUUGAACCUACACGCACAUCAAAUGGAUGCGCCAACCACCGGGUUCGGCCUGGGUUGUGGCCAAGAUUCGAUCCUCGGUGGCUCGCAUUCAAAGUGGACGUCGAAGACAAGUUCCUCAACAGCCUGGGGGCAAUUUGCAAACGGAGCGAACUACAACGCUGCCAGAACAGCAAGUGCGUUGAUGUAGCACAACGCGUGAGCCUAGCCGCGCCCCAGUGUACAUGGGCCGCAUUUCGCGAGUGGGCAGUCGUCGCUAUCUCAUGCCAGUACGUUAUGAGCCCUACCAAGAGUGAGAUUGACAAACACGAUCCCCCGCAGGUGCACAUUGCUUCAGCGAUAGGUCUGAUGAAUACCCUUCUCGAGAAACAUUUCGAAGAUGAGGACCCAAUAGACGAUGUGCUAUUGGGUCCAGGCCGUCGCAGCACGAGGCUUAAUAUUCCAGAAAUCACCAACGUCAUCUACUGGAUGUUGACAGUGCAGACCCAAAUGGAUCGCAACACAGUGGACUACGCGACCUGGCCGCAGGAGUUCAUCCCUCCGCGACUGAUACAGCCGUCUAUCCAGCGUGCAGAGAGUCGUGCUGUUGAGCUCGGCCUUUGUCUGUUUCGGGUGCACACAUUGGCUUUUGCUAGCUCGCGCAAGGCUGCUGAGAUACCCGCCAUCAUUGCGGGAGUCAAUCGUCGACCUGAGUUGGUUCACCCAGACAGAGGUCACGAACGGUGCACGGCAAACCGAUGCAACUACAUGUAUCGGGACAACACAGGCCGUAUGCCAUUCCACAACUCUCCAAGGGGUCAAUCUUGCGGUUGUGCAUUGCUCUCCUUUUCACACAGCAAAUUAUGUGCACCAAUUGCCAACGGCCUACCAGCAGUUUGGUCGACGCGGCAGAUAGACACGCUGGCGACGGCCGAUACCGAGCCAUAUAUUGCCAUUUCCCAUACAUGGGCUGACGGUACAGGCGCGCAUCCUGAAUACCCAGGCUCAGUCAAUUCUUGCAUGAUCCAAUUUUUUGGCGAGAUUGCAGCACGCUUGAACUGCGUUGGCGUCUGGUGGGACGCCAUAUCUAUUCCGGCAAAGCGCAACGAUGCCACGCUGCGGGCGAAAGCGAUCAGCAAGAUGCACCUCAAUUACCAAAAUGCGAGCUAUACAGUGGUGCAUGACCGCUACUUGCGUAAGUUCAAGUGGCGUGAUGGCGAUGAUGGCUGUGCAGAUGAUGGCUGUCUCGCCGUCGCCCUCUCGCCGUGGUUCUCGCGUGGCUGGACCUCGCUGGAGCUGCACAUAUCACACAACGUUGUCGUCCUCUUUGGGACCGCUGACUCUAGGUUUGACCCCAGUGAUAGCCGAUCGGUCGUUAUCAAGCCCCUGCAAGACAUCCUUUCAAGGCACCCCGCCCUCAGCCCACGGGCACACCGGAUAGCUGCGCUUCUGAUCGAGAAAGUUUGGCGCAAGAAAAUCGAAAAUAUCUCGGAGAUUCUAGCUAUUCUACAUCCACGCGGGACUUCGUGGCCCAGCGAUGUCAAGCUCAUCCAGGCACAUCUUGCAGGCUGCGGUGAUCACGAAGACCUCGCGAUGGAGGAGGAUGAGACAGUUUUCACUCGCCGUAUUCUCGGCGCAGUAGGCUCUAUGUCAAGAUAUGCGCUGCUGCAUGGCUUUGAGACGCUUGCUCCGUCCGGGCCCUUUUCGUGGGCUCCGCGGUCGAUAAGUGAUAUGCCAAUUACGUCUAGCGAUGAUUUCGAAGGUGAUUUUGAAGGCAACCUGGAUAUUCAUACCAACGGCUCCGUCUCCGGUACAUGGCACUGGCGCUAUCUCAAAUACUCCGACACUCAUACUGGGGCAUUACUCCUUCACAGGCCCCGGCUGUUGCAAGAUCGGAUGCUUACUGAUAAACAGCAGUCAUACCGGCUGGAGCAGAGACUGUCAACGAUCCCCUCGUACAGCGUGCUGGAGACGGCGCUCCAGAAUUGGCGUCACUGUGCGCUGCUGUACGCAGAUUCGGGUCGAAGCGAGCUGAGAAUCCUGGUGGAAACGUUGGGUGUCGAUGAUGGAGAUGAUGGCGAAAAAAUCAUCGAUUGUCGCUACGUCGCAGUUGUUGAGGAGUUGGAUGCCGAGAUGGACCUUGACGAAUGUGGUUACCAUACGAUUCGUCUGGGGCAUCCAGAAGCGCCUGAGGGAGGCACUGAUCUGAGGGGUGUGAUCCAGAUGCAUAGCGAUGACGAGUCUGAGGGGGAUCUCGGGAAUGCUGAUGAAAAACCAGGCAGCGAAGAUGAAAAAAGUGAUGACGGAAUCUCAGACUUUCAAAAGCAGCCUGGUUAUGGCGUGGAAUUUGAUGAAUUUGGACCAAUCCUGAGCGGGAUGAAUAGGUAUUGA
Molecule: messenger RNA, 3093 nt
Organism: Fonsecaea erecta
Lineage: Eukaryota; Fungi; Ascomycota; Eurotiomycetes; Chaetothyriales; Herpotrichiellaceae
Exons: 1
Coding region: 1-3093 (1030 amino acids)
Source: RefSeq, a predicted model, not a curated record